AUGGGUAAUAAGAUGCCAAACUGUGCGAUCCCCUACUCAAGUAGAGACAAGCACCUGCAUAUGGUGCUAAGUACGGAGCAGGUCAAGCUUGUACAGGGGUCUUGGGAGCUCCUCAAGGACGACCUUGGCAGAUUAGGGCUCAUCGUGUUUCUCAGGCUAUUUGAAAUGGAACCACAAAUGAAGACGGUAUUUCCAAAGAUUGUGCAAAUGAACCACGACAACAAGCUGGAGACAAACAUUGUCAAAGAUAUGUUACAACGACACGCAGUCACUGUGAUGGAAGGGUUAGGGGCGGCUGUGGAAAGUUUGGACGACUCAAGAAUUCUCAACAGUGUUUUAAUUUCAAUUGGUCAGACGCACGUGCAGCGACAAGUCAAACCACAGAUGGUCAAGAAAUUAUGGCCUUCCCUCAACUAUGGUCUCCAAGAAGUGCUUGAAGAAAAUUAUACGAAAAAUGUUGCAGAAGCGUGGAAAACAGUGUAUGACUAUAUUUGUGUCUAUAUGAAAAUGGGAAUGGAAAAUCCGGACAUUGAUCCCGAUAUUACCAGCGAAAUUGGCAGAUAA
Mya arenaria is the source of this 564-nucleotide messenger RNA. Its product is annotated as neuroglobin-like. NCBI's taxonomy places the organism in Eukaryota, Metazoa, Mollusca, Bivalvia, Myida, Myidae. Gene Ontology annotation, molecular function: heme binding; oxygen binding. The record is from RefSeq and is a predicted model, not a curated record. The coding region runs from base 1 to 564 and encodes 187 amino acids. The transcript has 3 exons.